ACUGAGAUAUUCAAGAUGGGCAGCAAUAGUACCAGCACUGUUGAGAGUAAUUGUGGUGUCACAAAUCUGACAUUUCAGUACUCUCUGUAUGCAACCACCUAUAUCUUCAUAUUCAUCCCUGGACUCCUGGCUAACAGUGCAGCCCUGUGGGUCCUGUGGCGCUUCAUCAGCAAGAAGAAUAAGGCCAUCAUUUUCAUGAUCAACCUCUCCGUGGCAGAUCUUGCUCACGUCCUGUCCUUACCUCUCCGGAUUUACUAUUAUAUCAACCGUCACUGGCCAUUCCAGAAGGCACUUUGCCUGCUCUGCUUCUAUCUGAAAUAUCUCAACAUGUAUGCCAGCAUUUGCUUCCUGACAUGCAUCAGCCUUCAGAGAUGCUUCUUUCUCCUCAAGCCAUUUAGAGCCAGAAACUGGAAGCGUAGAUACGACGUGGCCAUCAGUGUUGCCAUCUGGGUCGUCGUGGGGACUGCCUGUUUGCUAUUUCCCAUCCUGAGAAGUGCUGGCUUAGCUAAUAACACAGACUCCUGUUUUGCUGAUCUUGGGUACAAACAGAUGAACGCAGUGGUUAUGGUCACUAUGAUUACAAUUGCAGAGCUGGCUGGAUUUGUGAUUCCAGUGAUCACCAUCGCAUGUUGUACCUGGAAAACAACUAUAUCCUUGAAACAGCCACCGAUUGCUUUCCAAGGAAUUAGUGAGAGGAAAAAGGCACUGCGGAUGGUUUUCAUGUGUGCUGCAGUCUUUGUCAUCUGCUUCACUCCUUAUCACAUUAACUUCACAUUUUACACCAUGGUAAAGGAAAGUAUCAUUACCAGUUGUCCCAUUGUCAAAAGUACACUGUAUUUCCAUCCUUUCUGCCUGUGCCUUGCAAGUCUCUGCUGCCUUUUGGACCCAAUUCUUUAUUAUUUCAUGGCUUCAGAAUUUCGUGACCAACUAUCUCGCCAUGGCAGCUCUGUUACCCGUUCUCGUCUCAUGAGCAGGGAGAGUGGUUCAUCAAUGGUUAGCUAA
This is a messenger RNA of Microtus ochrogaster (prairie vole), 1002 nucleotides long. RefSeq names its product P2Y receptor family member 10. The record is from RefSeq and is a predicted model, not a curated record. Gene Ontology annotation, biological process: phospholipase C-activating G protein-coupled receptor signaling pathway; positive regulation of Rho protein signal transduction. Gene Ontology annotation, cellular component: plasma membrane. Gene Ontology annotation, molecular function: G protein-coupled receptor activity. Lineage: Eukaryota; Metazoa; Chordata; Mammalia; Rodentia; Cricetidae.